This is a messenger RNA of Papilio machaon (common yellow swallowtail), 793 nucleotides long. RefSeq lists its product as uncharacterized. The transcript has 6 exons. The coding region runs from base 107 to 793 and encodes 228 amino acids. NCBI's taxonomy places the organism in Eukaryota, Metazoa, Arthropoda, Insecta, Lepidoptera, Papilionidae. The record is from RefSeq and is a predicted model, not a curated record.
AAAACAAAUGACGUACAAUUAUUAAAUUAUAAGAGUAGUCAUUUGUUCAUCAGUGUUUUAUUGGUAACCAAAAUUUUCAAGGAAGUGUUUUUAUUAAAUUAAUAAAAUGUCAUCAACAUCAUCGCAGCUAAAUAAUCAAAUCAAGAUUUGUGUACUCAAGUCUAAUUUGGAAGAAAUAGGAAAUGAGUUGAUUAUACAAAAUUCGACAAUACCAGCACUAGAUGACGAGAACGAGUGUAAAUAUCGUGAAACUAUGGGGGUGGUUCAAGUACUACGUGCCAUUACCAUUGAAAUAGAGCUUCAAAAAGAAGAAAGUUCGAAAUUAUCUGCAAAGCGAAGGCAACUUCAGCUUAACUGCGAAGAGAUGACCAAGUCAAUCAAUAAGGUGCUCGAAACGCGUAACGAACACGAAAAUCAGUUACAACAAGUCGAAAACGAUAUAGAGCAGAAAAUCCGUUCAUAUGAAGCAUUGUUACAUGAAAAGGCAGAUCGUUUUCGAAAAAUGCACAACGUUUAUGAUGAAGUAGAAAUGAAGAAACAGUUAGAGAUGGUUAACGACAAUUUAAUAAAAAUUACUACAGAAGAAGCAAAGCAGCAGAAUGUAGUUAAAGAGUUAGAGAAAGAAUUGAGCUCAAUAGUACCGGACUUGCCCGAUAACAUUUUGGCUAUAUUGCGUAAACCGGAAUUGGAAAAUAAAUUGAAAACACUGACUGAUGAAUGUAAUCUAAAACGAGAUACACUUGAUCGCCUUCAGAAGAAACAGAAAUACGGCUUCGAGUUUAAUAUUUACUAA